AUGAUGUCGCUUUUUGUUACUAUGAAGAUCAUAAUUGUAACAUUGUCAAUAAUUUUAGUGAUCAUCAACCUAAAUUUUGUUAGCGCAACUUACAACUAUUAUGAUGUAGUAACCCUUGGAGCAAAAGCCAAUUCAAAUUCGGACUCUUCUAAGGCGUUGGAGGCGGCUUGGAAUAUAGCUUGUAAUUCAUCGGGCGAGUCGACAAUUCAUAUUCCGGAAGGAGAAUUCUUUGUUAGAAAAUCCCUCAAGUUUUCUGGAAAGGGAUGUCAAAGUAGUAAGAUUAAUUUUGUUAUCAACGGAACCCUUAAAGCCCCUAGUGAUUUUCGGGUGCUUCAAAACUCAAAAACAUGGGUGUUAUUUGAGCAUGUCGAUGGUGUUACUCUUUCUGGUGGAGUGUUUGACGCUGCAGGAGCUGAGUUAUGGAAUUGUAAACGAUCUGGAAAAGGAGCAUGUCCUCGUGGUGUGGAAAGUUUAGGUUUUCUAAAUUCCCAAAACAUUGAAAUAAAUGGUAUAUCCUCAUUAGAUAGUCAAUUGUACCAUAUUGUUAUUGAUGGUUGUCGAAACGUGAAAGUGCACGGAAUUACGAUUUCCGCCUCGGGUCAUAGCCCUAACACCGAUGGUAUUCAUGUACAAUCGUCAAUUGAUGUUACAAUAUCGAGUUCGAACAUUGCUACGGGAGAUGAUUGUAUCUCAAUUGGCCCGGGAACUAAAAAUUUAUGGAUUCAGGGUAUUACAUGUGGUCCCGGUCAUGGCAUAAGUAUUGGGAGUUUAGGAAAAACUUUUCACGAGGCAAAAGUGCACAAUGUCACUGUACAAACGUCGACCUUCACUAAUACGGAAAAUGGAGUGAGAAUUAAGUCAUGGGGGAGACCAAGUGAUGGAUUAGUUAGUAAUGUUGUCUUUCAACAUCUUACGAUGGAGAAUGCUCGAAAUCCAAUUAUUAUUGACCAAAAAUAUUGCCCCAAUCAUAAGAAUUGUCCUGGAGAGGUUUCUGGGGUAAGAAUAAAUGACGUGACAUAUGAUGAUAUUCAUGGAUCAUCAGCAACAUCAAUUGCUGUGAAAUUUGAUUGUAGCCCAAAACAUCGUUGUUCGGGCAUAAAGUUGAAGAAUAUAAAUUUGACUUAUAAGAACAAGCUAGCUUCUUCAUUCUGCAGUAAUUGUGAGGGGUCAACUCUUGGGGAUGUUCAACCUAAAAGUUGUUUAGAGUGAUUUUUAUCUACAAUUUAGAAUACAAAAUUAAAAAUCUUAAUUUUUUUUAUCAAGUAUAUAUAA
This is a messenger RNA of Chenopodium quinoa (quinoa), 1272 nucleotides long. RefSeq names its product polygalacturonase-like. The coding region runs from base 1 to 1209 and encodes 402 amino acids. NCBI's taxonomy places the organism in Eukaryota, Viridiplantae, Streptophyta, Magnoliopsida, Caryophyllales, Amaranthaceae. The record is from RefSeq and is a predicted model, not a curated record. Gene Ontology annotation, molecular function: polygalacturonase activity. Gene Ontology annotation, biological process: carbohydrate metabolic process. The transcript is spliced from 4 exons.